Molecule: messenger RNA, 993 nt
Organism: Trifolium pratense (red clover)
Lineage: Eukaryota; Viridiplantae; Streptophyta; Magnoliopsida; Fabales; Fabaceae
Product: heavy metal-associated isoprenylated plant protein 26-like
Exons: 2
Coding region: 112-582 (156 amino acids)
Molecular function (GO): metal ion binding
Source: RefSeq, a predicted model, not a curated record
AUAGAUUAUCUCUAUAAAUAUUGAAUGUAACUUAUGUAAGUAUAGUAGUACUAGUAACAGCAAAGUUUAUCACUUAUCAAUUGUCAAAACUUCAAAAGCUUAUACAACAACAUGGGUGCUUUAGAUCACAUCUCUGAUUUCUUUGACUGUUCUUAUAGAAGCUCCAAAUACAAGAAGAAGCUCAAGCAAUUUCAGACAGUGGAGGUGAAAGUGAAGAUGGAUUGUGAAGGUUGUGAGAGAAAAGUGAAGAAGUCAGUAGAAGGAAUGAAAGGGGUAACACAAGUGGAAGUAGAUCGUAAAGCAAACAAAGUAACCGUUACAGGUUACGUGGAACCAUCUAAGGUGGUAAAUCGCAUGUCUCAUCGUACGGGUAAAAGAGUUGAGUUAUGGCCUUAUGUUCCAUACGACGUCGUUGAACACCCCUAUGCUCCUGGUGUUUAUGAUAAAAAAGCACCUUCUGGUUAUGUUAGAAAUGCUAAUUAUGAUCCUAAUGUUUCUAAUCUUGCUCGUGCUAGUUCUGCUGAAGUUAGAUAUACUACUGCUUUUAGUGAUGAAAAUCCCACCGCAUGUGUUGUUAUGUGAGGCCACACCUUUGUGAUCAAUAUCAUAUAGUUUCUUUUAUUUUCUUUUUAGUUGGUUUGCUUUUUCUAUUAUUGUAAAUUAAAUAGGAUUAAUUAAAGAGAUAUGAAUGCUUUCUUUUCUUUUUUUAUUGAAAAGAAUGAUUUCGUGUGUUGUCAAUGGACAUGUAUUAGAUUCUAGUUCUAUGUCACGGUUAAGGUGGGCAAGUCUCUAAUUUACCCAUGAUGGAAAAUGUGUUUUUGAUCUCCUAUAUGUGUUUGGUUUAGUGGUGGUUAGAAUUGAGUUUGGUAGAAUUGAGUUUGACAGAAUUGAUUUUGGUUAAAAGUGAGUUGAGUAUAAUUGAUUUAUCUUUGGAUAAUUUUAUGUAAAAGUGAUUCUUAUCAAUUUAUGUUAUUUGGAUAGUUUGAAUCAAAA